Molecule: messenger RNA, 1890 nt
Organism: Klebsormidium nitens
Lineage: Eukaryota; Viridiplantae; Streptophyta; Klebsormidiophyceae; Klebsormidiales; Klebsormidiaceae
Source: the annotation of a GenBank genome assembly
CACUUUGCUCCCUCUCAGCGAGCAAAGUGCAUUUCUGCCCAUUGCUCAAAAGUUUGGAAAGGCGUCUGUAGACUGUAGAAUGAGGAUCUGGUCCUCUGGACCAUCCUUUUGCUUCAACUUCAAGGAAAUUGGUGGGACUCCCGUUCUUUGAGCUCUGAAGACUCUGAUGCGUCGUUGGCGAUGCUGAGAAGCGUGUGUCGCAGAGUCCAAAGCGCGCAGUUUCUUGCCACAAUUCUGCACCAAAUUGGCACUGCGCCAAUGGGUAAACGUAAGCUUGCGAUGGCUGCCGAGACUCCUUCCCCGCCCGCUUGCUUAUUAUCAAGCGUUGAUGCUGAUACUGUCUUGCCCAGGGGAAAGAAGGUCAGAGCUACACGGGUACGGCAGUCAAUCAGCAGCUCAAGUCUUGAUCGAGUGGGGCUCCCUCUUCAGGCAGUUCCUGCCGAGGUGAAUCCCACAGUAAAAAGGGAGCGGCAUAUUGUUGCUGAAGCGGUCAUUCUUGAUAGUGUCAGCAAGCGGCUCUUCCAAAGCGAGUGGACGGUGAAAGCGAACUCUGAAGGUGUGGCGGCACUGGAAUUGCGUGUCGAUGAUGAAGCGGGAGAGCCGCUGUUAGCAGGUGCGGAAGAAGGAGAGUGGUCAAGCCUGGGGGUGGGGAGAGAUGAAUUAGAUUUGUCACUUACAUUGCCCACUGGUCAAACUUUCAGGUGGCGCCACACCGAGGAUGGAUCUUGGACUGGCGUUGUUGGCAAUCACAUUGUCUCUCUCCUCCAAACACAAAGUGACGUGCUCUUCCAUAUACACCCCCCCACGCUACCCCCUCAAACCCCACCCCCCUUGAAGAAACGAAAACCGGGGCGAUCGAAGGGAUCCCUCUCAGCCGGCGUCGCCAAUGUCAGCCAUAUUACGCCCCUAACAGAAAACGAUCGAGCACAGGUUGCUAAGGAGUUGAGAGCUUUUCUGAAUCUGGAUGCCGCCAGACUGUCAGACCUGUAUAAGGGCUUCUCGGCGGCAGACUCCAGGUUUGCGUCACUCGCCGCGCACCUAGGGGGGGCGCGCAUGCUGCGGCAGGACCCCCUGGAAUGUCUGUUUUCGUUCAUCUGCUCGUCAAACAACCACAUCAGUAGGAUCACAGGUAUGGUAGACCACCUGUCCCGGUAUGGCGACUGCCUGGGCAGUGUGAAUGGGCACACGUUCCACAAGUUCCCAACUGUCGAGCAGCUGAGAGCAGCGGACGAGGACACGCUUCGAGCGGCGGGUUUUGGAUACCGUGCCAAGUUCAUCGAAGGCACUGUCAAGGACUUGUUGGCGAAGCCAGAAGGCGGCCGGCAGUGGCUGCUGAACCUGCGGAACGUCUCUCUUGACGAGGCCGUUGCGGAGCUGGUCACGCUCCCAGGGAUCGGGCCGAAAGUUGCGCGCUGCAUCGCGCUGUUCUCGCUGGACAAGCACGAGUGCAUACCAGUAGACACGCACGUGUGGCAGCUCGCCAUACGGUACUACACCCCGGAGCUGGAGGGAAAGUCGCUGACGCCCCGGGUGCAUCAGGCCGUUGCGGACGCCUUUGUCAAGGUGUUCGGACCGUAUGCUGGCUGGGCCCAUAACGUCCUGUUCAUUGCUGAGUUGGCAUCCAUGCGGGCGCGCCUUCCUUUGCACUUGCAUCCUCCAGAAACACCGAAGAAAGCAAAGAAGGCCGCGAAAGUGUCGAACGUGAAGUUCGUGUUAAAUACCGAGCCCCCAGCAGCGAAGGGGGAGGUAGAGAGCGUAAACGUUGAUUCACCAACCCGUAGCAAAACGAGCAAGACGACAAAGAAACGUUUUGUAAGGUUGGCUGUACGUCCUCCAUAUGCCGGCAUAUCUCCAUGGGCGCGCGCACUUGUCAUGACGAAUGCAAGCUGA